This is a messenger RNA of Acanthocheilonema viteae, 3798 nucleotides long. The record is from the annotation of a GenBank genome assembly. NCBI's taxonomy places the organism in Eukaryota, Metazoa, Nematoda, Chromadorea, Rhabditida, Onchocercidae.
AUGAAAUUGAAUGCGGAAUAUGAAUGGGGAAUUAUCAUCUUUGGUGAAAAUAACAAAGGAAGAAUUACACAUGAAAUGAUGCGGUCCUUUGCGGAUGUAUUUCGUGCGAUUAGUUUCAAGUUGGGAUUGAAUUUAGUACAGUCACCGUUGUUUCUAUUUACCAGAAAUGUGGCCAUGGUACAAAAGGAAGUGGAAGAAUGGUUCGAAGAGUUAGAAAAGGACGAAAAUGAGAUGCUGGUGUUGUUGUUCAAUGAUAGUGACUCAACUGAAGUGGAGGAAAAAAUGCAAGGAACUUGGAGAGAGAAAGUUUUGAUUUAUAUACAAAAGAGCGAUAGUUUGCUUCGUUGUGCACGUGAUAAAACUGAAGAAAUAAUAAUCUGUUGGAUUAAUGAAAUUUGUGGACUUUUAAGUAGAAGAUUUUACGAAACUUCGUCAGCAGUAAAAUUUGAAUCUGAAGGUACAAAGGAAGCAGAAUCAAUCGAAACAAGUGUUACCAAUGCGACUGAAGAGGAAGAAAUGUUACCAAAACAACUGUCAAGUAGUGAAAACGAAGGAGAAUAUAUAAGUGGAGAUUUGCCAUUAUUCGAUUUUACUGAUGUUGCGAAUAUUUUUACGGAUUUGCAAAAAUUGGAAAAACCACCGAAAGACUUGGAUUUGGUAAAAUACAUCGAUAAUCCAAGACUGCAUAAUAGGUUACGUAUUCCGUUCACCGAAAGAGAGCAAAAUGGUCGACUACUUGCCAUUCUUUCAGCUGCUUCAUUUACGGAACUUCCAGAUCUCCAAGUUACAGUGGACAUUGUAUGCAACGAAUUUUUAAAUUUCAUGGAAUUAAUUCCUGAAAAAUGUUGGUCAGCUAUCGAUGAAGGAUCUCAGUUGGCGAUUUUCAGAAUGUUACAGAAGUUAACCAUCGAUACCUCUAAUUCUUUGACAGAUCUACAUGAAGACCAUGAAUUAAAUAUAAUAUACAACGAUAACGAAUGUUUUGAUCAUCAAAUAACGCUUGAUCUCAGUGAUUCCAUCGAGAAUUUUGGACAUAAGAACGAUGAACCAGUACGGAUCAAUAACGACGGUAUAGAACCUCCGGAAGAUUUCCGAACAUUGUCAGUUUACGCUACCAGCAAUGAUAUACUUCAGCCAGUUCAACCUUAUAUUCGAAGAAAUAUCAUCAGAGGGAAUUAUUCAUGUCAAGAACAUUAUCUCGAUGUGCAGUUUCGUCUUAUGCGUGAAGAUUUGGUUGGUCCGUUACGGGAUGGCAUAAAGUUGUGGAGAGAACAAAAGGGAAAAGAAAGUUUUUUGUCGUAUGCAGUGGAUGCAUGUGAAGAACUUGAUAUAUUAAUUGUGAGAGGUGUUACUGUGGAAGGCGCACAGUUAAAACGAAGUACAGGAGAAAUUAUUCGUUACGUCAUUUUCCAGCCAAUGGACACGGAUAGUCUUUGGACUUCGCGACUGAAGUAUGGUCAACUAAUAACCAUGUCAAGCGAUGGGUUUCAAAAUGAAGCCUUACUUGCGACUAUUGUUGAGAAAGAUUCUGAUGAUUUUUCAAAAGGGAAAUUGGGAUUAUGUUUCUUUGAUGAUCAUUCAGUUUCACGAGGCAAAAUUUACACUUUAAUUGAAUCGAGCUCGUAUUAUGAAAUGUAUCAACAUGUUCUGGAACGUAUUAAGCGUUUCGAUGACGAUCACAGGAUUCCAUUUGAACGUUUUUUAUUGAAAGCUGAAACCGACGUUAAACUUCCUUCAUAUCUUGUUCAGCAAAUAGACGAAGAUUCUCACAGCUCCUCGGAUUCUUUGAACAGCGAAUAUACUGAUUACAGUGAUUCUCCCUCAGCCAAAAAAUCUGGGAUUGCUAAAGAAAUAAGCAUUUUUGGAACGAAAUAUACAAUGGAUAAAUUGAAAUAUACACUUGAUGGUGACAAAGUGGCUUGUGGUUUAGACAAUGCCCAACGAAACGCAUUAUGCUACGCUCUUAUGCAUGAACUUGCCUUGAUUCAGGGACCUCCGGGUACAGGAAAAACUUUCCUUGGCCGUCUUAUUGUACGCAUUUUGCUGGAAAAUAUGAAUAUGUGGAAUCCAGAAAGAAUAAACCCAAUGUUGGUCGUAUGCUUUACCAAUCAUGCUCUGGAUCAAUUUUUGGAUGGUAUUUUAGUAGAUUUAAAAGAAGAUGGACGUUAUAACAAUGAGUUUCCUAGUAUUGUUAGAUUUGGUUCACGCUGUAAAAGUGAAACUUUGCAAAGGUACACAAAGCGACCCGUGCUGGAAGAAUACGCUAACCUAAUUUCGGAUAGAGAAAAACAUAAGAUGGAUGAAAUAUUCUGUAGAUGGCUUCUGGAAGGUGAUGCUGGUAGAGAAGAUUGUGUCAGCGUGGAAGGCGAUACAAAUGAAAAAAUCAUUGAAUGUGAGGAGAAGAAAUUUUCUGAAAGUGAAAGUCCAGAAUUGUCAGCUUUAUGGUCCAUGGAUGAAAUAUUUGUCAAAGAAAAGAAAAACGAGCAGAGGGAAAAAAUGCUUGAGACUAAUCCUGAUAUAGACGACUAUUACCACACUGGUGAGUGGGAUCUUAAUAAAGAUGCAACCGCUGUCGAAAAUGUGACAAUAUUCUCAGACCACGGCAAAUCAAAGCAGCGCACAAAGGCAAAAUGCAAUGCCGAACUUAUUGCAAGGUUAGAGGAUGUAAAGGACGAUAUAUUAAAAAGUUCACCGCUAACGUUAGAAGAAGCUUCGUCAAUUAAAAACCUGCAAACUUUACAUAGGCACCGACGUUGGGCUCUAUAUAUGCAUUGGAUUAGUAAACUGAAGAUUAUCGGCGCAACUACAACUUGCGCUGCAAAAAUAAAGCCGUUUUUGGAUCGCCUUGGUUGUCCUAUUGUAAUAGUAGAAGAAGCAGCUGAAGUUUUGGAGGCUCAUGUUUUGACAAGCAUUACAGAUAAAUGCCAGCAUGCUAUCCUGAUUGGGGAUCACCAGCAGCUACGUCCAAAUACUGCUGUAUUUGCUCUUGCUCGCGAGUAUAAUUUGGAUAUAUCUUUGUUUGAAAGGUUGAUCAAAAAUAAUUUUCCGUACGCAACACUGGAAAAGCAACAUCGUAUGGCUACUGCUAUAUCAAAUACUAUUAUGCCAGAAUUUUAUCCGUUAAUGAAAGAUGCGGACAAUGUUUUGAGCUAUCCAAAUGUUGAAGGAUGUCGGAAAAAUUUAUACUUUAUUAAUCAAUGUCAUGAGGAAGAUGUAUUCUUCUCAACUUCGCAUAAAAAUUUAUUUGAAGCAGAUUUUAUGGUCAAUCUAUCUGCUUAUUUUGUUCAGCAGGGCUAUGCUUGCUCACAGAUCACCUUAUUAUGUGCCUACACAGCUCAGGCAAACUGCGUCAGAACAAAAGUAAUGUUAAAAUUCAACAGUGCAAACUUUCCUUUGGUUGAAACUAUUGAUAAUUAUCAAGGCAGAGAGAAUGAUAUAAUCAUUCUGUCGCUUGUACGUUCACAACCGAGUGAUGGUGUCGGUUUUCUUAGGGUCCAUAAUCGCGUAUGUGUGGCUUUGUCACGCUCCAAAUUUGGUCUUUACAUGAUAGGAAAUAUGCAUUUCCUUAAAUCCAACUCACAGCUCUGGAAUCGGCUCUGUACUGCUUUGACAGAUGCUCAUUGUAUUGGCGAUGGCUUUCCGGCAUUUUGUGCAAAGCAUAAUGUUACUCAGAUGAUCUACAACGCGGAUGAAUUUCUGACAAAAACUCCUGAAGGCGGUUGCUAUCGUUCUUGUGAUUUUGUACAACCUUGUGGUCAUAUCUGUGGUCAACUUUGUCAUCGGUAUAAUCACUUUUAA